This is a messenger RNA of Entamoeba dispar SAW760, 798 nucleotides long. RefSeq names its product exosome complex exonuclease RRP42, putative. NCBI's taxonomy places the organism in Eukaryota, Evosea, Mastigamoebida, Endamoebidae. The record is from RefSeq and is a predicted model, not a curated record. The coding region runs from base 1 to 798 and encodes 265 amino acids. Gene Ontology annotation, biological process: U4 snRNA 3'-end processing; TRAMP-dependent tRNA surveillance pathway; nuclear mRNA surveillance. The transcript has 2 exons. Gene Ontology annotation, cellular component: nuclear exosome (RNase complex); cytoplasmic exosome (RNase complex).
AUGAACGCCCUUUCACAACCUGAGAUUAAUUUCAUCAAAGAGGGUAUUAAAACAAAUAUUAGAACAGAUGGAAGAGCCAACAUUCAAUUUAGAGAGAUUAAAUGUGAGAAAGGAGUAAUUGAUCAAGCAAAUGGAUCUGUUAGAUUAUGUCUUGGUAAAACUGAAGUUGUUGUUGGAGUAAAAUGUGAGUUAGGAGAACCAUCAAUACUAACUCCAGAAAGUGGAAGAUACAACGUGUUAGUUAAACAAGUUGGAACAAUGACAAGUCGUGAUGUUGAAAUAGAGAAAAUGAUUCUUGUUUCACUUGAAAAUGCAGGAAAAGAUAUGUUACAAGAACUGUGUGUAUUAAAAGGGAAAUUGUGUUGGAUUAUUUAUGUUGAUGUAGUUGUAGUAGAAGAUGAUGGAAAUGUUAUGGAUUGUACUGGACUUGCUGUAAGAGCUGCUUUAUUAAAUACAUUAAUUCCAAUAGUUAAUGUAAUAUCAGGAGAUUCUGAUACAGUACAAGUUGAUAUAGACAAAGACAAUGUUCAAUUUAAAAAAUUUAAACCAGAGUCAGUUCCGUUAUGUGUAAGUUUAGUUCAAUUUGAAAAAGAAUUUAUUGCUGAUCCAUCCAAAGUUGAAGAAAAAUGUAAUGGUUCAGAAAUAACUACUGCAAUAACUUCUAAUGGGAAAGUAUGUGGUAUACAAAAAGGAGGAAAUGGAUGUUUUAAAACUGAAGAAAUGUAUGAUAUGAUUAUUCAAGCUCAAAUGAUUGGACUGAAAUUAUUUAAAGAAUUAGAUGAACUUUUAGAAGAAUAA